Exaiptasia diaphana is the source of this 1548-nucleotide messenger RNA. Its product is annotated as calcium-binding protein 39. The record is from RefSeq and is a predicted model, not a curated record. Gene Ontology annotation, molecular function: protein serine/threonine kinase activator activity. Gene Ontology annotation, biological process: intracellular signal transduction. Lineage: Eukaryota; Metazoa; Cnidaria; Anthozoa; Actiniaria; Aiptasiidae.
GUUCCCAAAUUGUGUUACUAUGCCACUAUUUGGAUCAUCUAAGAAAAGCCCUGUUGAGUUGGUCAAAAUUGCCACAGAUGCCCUUAAUACCUUAGAAAAGGAGCCACAAGGAAGUAAAAAGGCUGAAAAGGCAUUAGAGGAGAUUUCAAAGCAGUUUGGAGCAAUGAAGGUCAUUUUGCAAGGGACAGGAGAUCAGGAGCCACAAACUGAAUUGGUUGCUCAACUUUCCCAAGAGUUCUACAAUGGCAACAUAUAUACUGUUUUGCUUAACAAUUUAGCCAAGUUGGACUUUGAGUCCAAAAAAGAUGCUGCCCAGAUAUUCAACAAUAUCUUGAGAAGACAAAUAGGAACACGACACCCGACUGUGGAAUAUAUGUGCAGUAAUGAAUCGUUGUUGUUCAUUCUCGUUAAGGGAUAUGAAACUCCAGAGAUCUCUUUAAACUGUGGUGUAAUGCUGAGAGAGUGUUUGAGACAUGAGCCAUURGCAAAGAUUGUUAUACAAAAUGAUAAGUUCUAUGACUUCUUUAGUUAUGUGGAGACAUCUACAUUUGAUAUUGCAUCAGAUGCAUUCUCAACUUUCAAGGACCUUCUAACAAGGCACAAGAUAACAUGUGCAGAGUUCCUUGAUAAGAAUUAUGAUAAGUUUUUCAACCAUUAUAAAGGCCUCCUGCACUCUGAUAACUACGUAACAAAACGGCAGUCUUUAAAGUUGUUAGGUGAGCUUCUUCUUGACAGACACAACUUCACAGUCAUGACUAGGUACAUUAGUAACCCUGAAAACCUUAAGCUUAUGAUGAACUUGCUACGGGACAAGAGUAGAAACAUCCAGUUUGAAGCUUUCCAUGUAUUCAAGGUAUUUGUUGCAAAUCCAAAUAAAACUCCUGCUAUUCUUGAAAUACUACUAAAGAAUAAGGAAAAACUGGUGGAAUUCCUCACCAACUUCCAUACUGAUAGAACAGAGGAUGAACAGUUCAAUGAUGAAAAGACAUAUUUAAUAAAACAGAUAAAAGAACUUCAAGCACCACCUUAAGACCAGUCUAAGAGAUGUCCAACAGUGUAUCUAAUAUACAUUAUUUUUUUUACCUUGAAUUCAAUACUGGAGUGCACAGCACYAAAGGAACAAGGACGUGAAGGCUUAUCACAGACACUUAUUAAAUGUUCCAUCAAAUAAGAGUUUAAACAAUAAAUUGAUUGUUAAGUUAUCAAUCAAUCCUUUUCUAAUUCAGCUUGGACACAUAUUUGCUGGUGUAGAUGUUAACAAUCAUCCUGCCUGCACCCAAAACCAAAUACUUUAAACAAGUGCAAUGAAAGUCACCUUGAAGUCCCUUAGAUUUUAGGGAAAAUGUGUACUUUGAUUACUAUUCAUUAAAUUCAAUAAUAUUAUUAACAGUUGUAAAGAUAUCUUUAUUAAUGAUUGGUGAUGUAGUGUUAAUGGAUGCUAAAAACAAUGACACAAACACCAGCCCUUGUGGUUUUCCAAUAAUAUUGUUGACAUUUUCAUUCAAAGUUACAUUGAUAAAAGCUAGAAAUAAAAAAAUAUUAAUCUUC